ACAAGAUAUAAAUCCAACUACAGACGGUUUUAAAACGGCUCAUGUGCAAUUGACUGCACCCGCCUUGUUUUCGUCAUUUCCCCACGAGCUUGUUCAAGUUUCUGUAGAGCUUCUACACAACGCCUUCUUACGGUUUUCGCUUGCGUUUUCCAUUACAAAACCUAACGAACUACGAAUAAGGAAAUAGAAAAAAAAAAAAAAGUCGACUACCUGCUCCCUCUGUUUGUCAAGAUCCUGCCACCAGAGAGAAACGGAAGGGAACGAAUCGAAUCGAAUCGAAAUAAAUAAGAAACAGGGGGCCCGGAUUGAGAGAGAGAGAGAGAGAGAGAAGUGAGUGAGCGGGGUCCUAUCAUACACUAGAAGCGCGGGGAUUUAUCUGGAGGGAGAUAUUCGCCGGGGAACACUUGCGAACGAGGAGGUGUGGGGGGAUGCAAUAAAUCCAAAUAUACCAUAUACCAUACGUUGGGCACAUUCCUCGCUGGGCGAACACACAAAGUCGGCAUAUAUUCCAACCUCCUUUCCUUUUCCUUCUUUAUUCCCCUUUCCCGCGCCCCGGUUCGCGACUAGAAUGGACUCGCUCGCUAGUCCGGCACCGUUUGCGGCGGGCGCAGAUGUUGAGAUGAACAUGGGUCUUGGGGAGGGUAAUGGUAGUGGUAAUCGGAAGGGUAUUCCUGGUGAGACGGGCGGUAAGGCGAAGGGUGUGAGGGUUGACGAGCCGCCGAAAUUCGAUCUGGAGUCAUAUAUUAGUAACUACAGUGGGAGAACGAAAUUUGCCAGACUCUACCUGAUCGGAGCCUGCUCAACGUUUCUCUCUGUUGAGGCUUUGAAGAUGGCAGUUGCAGACGCGAAAGGCGGGAAGGAUGUGAAUUCUUAUACCGAUGCUGUUGAAGCGUUGGCUCGCGUAGCUCCGCAAGACCCGGAAGCUAAACUUGAUGCUGCAUGGGUUGAUCAUACAUCUAAAGUAGUGAAGGCUGAGACAGAUCGGUUGGAACAUGAGCUCAAGGGAUAUAAGAAUAACUUGAUUAAGGAGAGCAUUCGGAUGGGCAAUGAGGAUCUUGGCCACCAUUAUCAUCGCAUUGGGGACCUCCCAAACGCUUCCAAAGCCUACUCUCGGAUGAGAGAAUACUGCACAACGACGUCUCACAUCGCGUCUAUGCUUUUCAAAAACAUCAACGUCGCUAUUGACCGCGGCGACUGGCUAGGUGUCCAAUCUAGCGUGCAGCGUCUACGCAAUCUACAAUUCAAGCCAGAAGACGAAGCAAAAAGCAAAGCCAAAAUGUUCGCUGCACUGGGCCUAUCCCAGCUCGCCUCAUCUGCCUACCACUCAGCAGCAAUAAACUUCCUCUCCACAGAUCCAGUCAUAGCGGACAACUACAAAGAGGUAAUCUCAGCCAACGACAUCGCCGUAUAUGGCGGCCUCUGCGCACUCGCGUCCAUGGAUCGUGCGGACCUGCAGACCCACGUCUUGGAGAACAAAUCCUUCCGCAACUUCCUCGAACUGGAACCCCACAUCCGCCGCGCCAUCUCCUUCUUCUGCGCCUCAAAGUUCCGGCUCUGCCUGGACAUCCUCGAAGCCUACCGUGCCGACUACCUCCUAGACAUCCAUCUCCAGAAGCACGUGCCAGUGCUUUACUCCUGCAUCCGCACCAAGGCUAUGCAGCAGUACAUCAUCCCCUACAGCCGGGUGACGCUCGAUGCGAUGGUUACAGUGUUCUCGCCAGGCCAGGCUGCGUCAAUCAAACCCAAUGGCGGCACCAUCGAUCUAAAGUCGCCGUUUAUCGUUGAAUUGAUCGAUAUGAUCCAGAAGGGAACGCUCGAUGCACGUGUUGACGUCGAGAAGGGCGUGCUUGUCACGACGCAGACGAAUACAAGAGAAAAUGUGCAAGCAGCUGUGAUCCAGAAUGUCAAGGAGUAUGUCAAUACGGCGCACAUUCAGCUGCUGCGGAUGAAUAUUUUGCAUGCAGGCUUGGAAGUUCCCGCGGUUGGCAUUGAAGGGGAUGGUGGGCGUGGGGGUGGCGGUAUGCGUACCAGGGCUGCUGUGGCGGAGGCGGCGAUGAGAAAGGGUUUGUCGCUGGGGAAAGCGUCGAAGGGACGUAAAGGCAAAGGUUGAUUUUUUUGCGGUGCGGAACGAUACUGGAUUUGUCAAGUUAUGAAUGUCUAUACUUUGAAAGCCUCUAUGGGUAUCAGAGGCGUUGUUGAUAUGAUGGGUAUGCCUGAUGUAUUACGAGUCUGACUUUGUUUUCUUCGGAUGAUAGAGCGCUCAGCGAAGAAAUGAAGAAACAUACAUGUUUAAUGUUUAUUUGAACUCUUGUAUCAACCAUGAUAUGUCCACAAAUCGACCUAGUUUAAUAAUAUAUCCACACGACAUUAUAUGUUGCCAGUCAAAUCUAAUCAUUGUAUAUCACACCC
Molecule: messenger RNA, 2409 nt
Organism: Blastomyces dermatitidis ER-3
Lineage: Eukaryota; Fungi; Ascomycota; Eurotiomycetes; Onygenales; Ajellomycetaceae
Product: COP9 signalosome subunit 1
Exons: 5
Coding region: 569-2110 (513 amino acids)
Cellular component (GO): COP9 signalosome
Source: RefSeq, a predicted model, not a curated record